Messenger RNA from Chinchilla lanigera (long-tailed chinchilla), 3959 nucleotides. It is a transcript of the gene Zfp37, whose product is annotated as ZFP37 zinc finger protein. NCBI's taxonomy places the organism in Eukaryota, Metazoa, Chordata, Mammalia, Rodentia, Chinchillidae. The record is from RefSeq and is a predicted model, not a curated record. Gene Ontology annotation, molecular function: RNA polymerase II cis-regulatory region sequence-specific DNA binding; DNA-binding transcription repressor activity, RNA polymerase II-specific. Gene Ontology annotation, cellular component: nucleus. Gene Ontology annotation, biological process: negative regulation of transcription by RNA polymerase II; central nervous system development. The transcript is spliced from 4 exons. Bases 64 to 1983 code for a protein of 639 amino acids.
GGCACUGUGGGCGCCGCCAUUGAGGCCGCGGGAUCAGCUGAGGCCGCGUUGGGGGUGGGCGCCAUGUCGGCCUCCGGUUGCCACAGGAUCCUGACAAAACCAGAGGCUGUGGACCAGAAGAGUGCGAGGACAGCCGAGGAGGGCAGGCAUCCGCCCGAGAUGGCUGCGUCUGAACCCGAGUGCAGUGGCGCGGGAUCAGUAACACUCAAAGAUGUGACUAUGGCCUUUACUCAGAAGGAAUGGGAGAAACUGGAUCCUGCUCAAAGGGACCUGUACAAGGAUGUGAUGCUGGAGAACUACAGCAACCUAGCCUCAAUGGGGAAUCAAGCUCCCAAACCAGACAUGAUCUGCAAGUUGGAAAAAGGAGAAGAACCAUGGCCAGGGAAGGGGAAAAGAUCCAGUCAAAACCAUCUGAGUAAACCAGCAAGAUCCAAGCAAACAGAAACCAGUGGAAAAGUUCAACAAGGUGAUGACCAGCUACAGAAUAACCAGAAAUCUCAAGACAAACUCAUUGGGGAAGUUGCAUUGAAGAAAACUCCAACUAAGAAGAAAGACAGUGAGUAUACUUCAUUGGAGAAAAAAAAUAAUGUGAGUACAAAACAUAGUCCUUCAAAGAAAAGGUUUAAAUUUGAUUCACAUGCAAAGAAUUUGAAACAGAAUAUAGCCUCACCUGGUCAUGUAAAAAACACUGCAAAAAAGAAACCUGAUGUUGCUAAAGAACACAGGAAAUCAUUAAAGCAUGGCUUGUCUCAUACAAAGAAAGACAAAAAUCAAACUGGAAAGAAACUUGAUAAAUUAUCUAACCAUACUUCUUCUGAUAAGUGUGACAAAAUUCAAACUGGCAAUAAACAAGAGAAAUUACAUGAUCAUCAUUCAUCCUGUACUAAGAAAGACAAAACCCAAAUGCAAGAAAAACAUGAGACAUCAUCUACUAAGACUGAUAAAAGUCAAGCUUGUAUAAAACCUUAUGAAUGUAAUCAAUGUGGGAAGGUUCUCAGCCAUAAACAAGGACUUAUUGACCACCACAGAACUCAUACAGGGGAGAAACCAUAUGAAUGUGAUGAAUGUGGAAUUGCCUUUAGCCAGAAGUCUCACCUGGUUGUACAUCAGAGAACUCAUACUGGAGAAAAGCCAUAUGAAUGUGCUCAGUGUGGCAAAGCCCAUGGUCAUAAACAUGCCCUUACUGAUCACCUAAGAAUUCAUACUGGGGAAAAGCCCUAUAAAUGUACUGAAUGUGGCAAAACCUUUAGACACAGCUCAAACCUUAUUCAACAUGUGAGAUCUCAUACAGGUGAAAAACCUUAUGAAUGUAAGGAAUGUGGAAAAUCUUUCAGGUAUAACUCAUCUCUUACUGAACAUGUGAGAACUCACACAGGUGAAAUAGCAUAUGAAUGUAAUGACUGUGGCAAAGGUUUUAAAUAUAGUUCAUCCCUGACAAAACAUAUGCGAAUUCAUACAGGUGAGAAACCCUUUGAAUGUAAUGAAUGUGGGAAAGCAUUCAGCAAAAAGUCACACCUCAUUAUACAUCAAAGAACUCAUACAAAAGAGAAACCUUAUAAAUGUGAUGAAUGUGGAAAAGCCUUUGGACAUAGCUCAUCUCUUACUUACCAUAUGCGGACUCAUACAGGUGAAAAUCCCUUUGAAUGUAAUCAAUGUGGGAAGGCCUUUAAACAAAUUGAAGGCCUUACUCAACAUCAGAGAGUUCAUACUGGGGAGAAACCAUAUGAAUGUAAUGAAUGUGGGAAAGCUUUUAGUCAAAAGUCACAUCUCAUUGUACAUGAAAGAACUCACACAGGUGAGAAACCAUAUGAAUGUAAUGAAUGUGGAAAAGCUUUCAGUGCAAAGUCACAGCUUGUUGUACAUCAGAGAGCCCAUACAGGAGAGAAACCCCAUGAAUGUAAUGAAUGUGGGAAAGCCUUCAAACAAAAUGCAUCACUUAUUAAGCAUAUGAAAACUCAUUUAGAAGAGAAAGCUCAUAAAUGAAAUCAAUUGUGGAAAUCUGAUAACUGUUGUGUUUAAUGUUAGAAAUAUGUAUUCUAAAUUUAGAGAAUAUUAGAAAAUCUCUGGUGAGAAGUCACACCAUGUUAUACGUUAGCAAAUUGGAAUGUGGAUCUUCAUAUAGAAGCAAUAGAUGGAAAUAAGGGUUGUAAUGUGAUACCAAGUUACAGAAAACAAAUUUUUUUUUUGAGACAAAUAGGGCCUUAUUUUUAGGUCAGAAUGGCCUUGAAGUUACUAUGUAGCCCAGGCUGGUCUUGAACUUGCAGUGAUCUUCUUGCCUCAGUCUCCUGAGUGCUGCGACUAUAGGCAUGUGCCUCCAUGCCUAGCAAAAAUAUUCUUUUAAAAAAUUAUAAGUGAUCUACAUAUUUGUGAUCUGCAUAUUUGUGAAAAAGUUAUAAAUGAUCUACAUAUGAAAUAUAAAGCUUUAAGCAUUGAAUAAUCAAAGCAAUGAUGAAGCAAGUUGCAUAUGCUAAUAAUUUGUGUUGCUUAGAUCUUGUGCACUUAAGCACCACAUAUUAGAAUUGAAUUUGCAUAUCUGUAUAUUGCUUUGUAUAAAUAAGGAUGGCUAUUGUAUAAGCCUCUUUUAUAUUCUAUCCAGGUUUUUUAAAUUAAUAUCUAAAUUGGCUUCUGCAUUAGCAGAAAGCUUUAUAAAAUGCUUUUUAUUAAUCUAAAAAUAAACAAAAUUAAAAUAAAUCUAAAGAUAUAAAUACAUUGGUGAGUGUAAAAAAUUAGAUUAUUCAACUAUGUAUACAUUGUUUCUAUUUUUGUAUAAAAGAACUUGUGUUUACCUGUAUGUGUGUGUGUGUAUGUAUGUAUAUAUUAAUAUAUUUGUAUAUAAAUAGAUUUUGUUAAAAAAGUCCAGCAGAAACUUAAUAGUGGUCACCAUUGGACACAGGAGUAUAGGAAUGCUGUGUGGGUUGGGAAUAAGACCUCUUCUUUAAUAUAUUGUUUAAAUAUCUAUCAUAUAUGUGCAUUUAUUCUCACAAUUAAAAUACUUUUAAUAUGCAUAAAUUAAUACUUUAAGAAUAUCAUUGAGCCAACUGCAUGAUGUUUGACAAAUUAUCAUGGUUCCUAUGCUUUUUCAUGAAUGAUCAUGAAUCUGAGCUGUAUGGCAUUAAACAUAUAAUUGAAUUCACAAAGACUUAUCAAACACAAGACCAUUAAUAACAUAAUGAAUUACAAAUGUAACAGCACUGUGUUUCUUCUGUAUGCUAUUUUAUUAAAAACUCAAGAUGAAUUGUGAUUGCAGGUGAAGUGCAGUAGUUUGUUUUGAACAAGCACUCCAUUAUCUCAUGCUCAGUGUCCUAAUACAGAAACACCUCAAUCAGGGACUUCAAAUGUAUUGAAAAAAAAUGCCACCAUAUUCUGUUCUUGCCCAAUAACAUACUUAAUGAAUCACUGCACUCUUUCUGAGUGUACCCAGAGUUGACCCCAGAAGAUUCUUAAGCAUGGAUUCCAGAAGAUACUCUGAAUCAGUUUGAAUUUGCACAAGACACCAUCUUGCCAUUGCAUACCUAAGGUGGUUUUUUUUGUUUUUUACUCUUGACUCCUAGACAAAAAUAUAUACCUGCAGUAUAUAUUUUAAAAUUUAAGUUAUUAUACUACAGACACAGACAUGGUACAAAAAUGGUUUUGUAAAUUAUUGUAUUAAUAUUUUAAUAUAAUAUUGUUUAUAUGUAACCUAAAAAUAUAAUAUGUGAUAUGUAUGCUGCCUUUUGUAUUUUUUACAGCACUUCACUAUAUUAUCUCAUUUAUUCCUCAGAACAAAUAUAUCGGUCUGUUAUCAAGGCUUCUCUUGUCCUGUUAAAUUCUGUUUAAUUAAUAUUUCCCAAGUAUAGUCUAGCAUAAUAAUGAACCCUAAACAAAUAUGUGAUUAAAUGUCAUCUUCAAGUGUUUCAAUUUAAGUUCCUGUGUUUCUAAUCUCCUCAUUUCAGAAAAUUAAAAAAUCUCAAUAUUGUGGA